GGUAAAAAAAAAUAUGCUCGACUGGCAAAAGAUAGCCAGUGCAUGCCCCAAAGAGACUCUGAUAGUCAUACACCCCCUUUUUUCUAGCUCCAGCAGCUGUCAUGGGUACAGCCUUGUGGGAAUAGCACUACAAACAAUACAUAUCUAAUAAAGGAGAGAGAGACACUGAAUCGACACACAGAGACAUCCCAGAGACCAGAGUGGACCACGACGAAGGACAAGGUCAUUUGGAACAGGGAACCAGGACAACAGAGAUCCCAUAAAUUGCCACUUGUCCAUCUCUAUGUCUGAAGCUACAGGUCCAUAUAACUGACUGAAUUUAUUCUGUAAAGGCAUCUGACUCUGGUUGAGGUUCAACAUGGAGUCAUUCCUCGCUGCUUUUGCAAUUCUGCUACUAGCUGUCUCCGUGGAUUCUCAGGAAAUGUCAUAUGAACACUUGCUGUCCCAACUGCAUGCAUGCCCCAAAGAGUGCUACUGUCCUCCAAGCUUCCCCAAUGCAGUUUAUUGCAACAACAGGGGGCUGAAAAGAAUCCCCAAGAUCCCCCCUUUCACCUCGUAUCUGUACAUACAGAACAACCUCAUCGAUGUACUUUCAGCAGAUGCCUUCCAUAACACCACACAGCUGAAGUGGAUCAACCUCAAUCAUAACAAGAUCUCGAAUGAGGGUGUGGAAGAGAAUGCCCUUAAAGCUCUGCCCAAUCUGCUGCAUCUCUAUAUGGAAGGAAACUUGCUGACCUCUAUACCCUCCCCUCUUCCACCAAAGCUCGAGCAGCUACAUCUCUCCAGAAACCGGAUCUCAAAAAUCCCAGCAGGUGUCUUUAGUGGGAAGAAACAUCUCAUGUUACUCAACCUGCAGGGGAACAAACUACAGGAUGAUGCAGUUACUGAGGCCAACCUUAAAGGUCUCAGUGGUUUGGUUCAGAUCAACUUGGCAAAGAACCAGCUGAACAGCAUGCCUAAAGGUCUUCCCCCCUCCACUAUUCAACUCUACUUGGAUGGUAACAAUAUUCAGAAGAUCCCUGCAGAAUAUUUCAAAGGACUCCCCAAGAUGGCCUUCUUAAGGCUUAAUCACAACAAACUAGUUAAUGGAGGGAUCCCGAAUAACGUUUUCAACCUUUCCAGCAUCCUGGACCUACAGCUUUCUUACAACCAGCUUACAGAGGUACCACUAAUUUCUUCUGGCCUGCAGCAUCUACACCUGGACCACAAUAAAAUUAAGAGUCUGAACUCCUCUGACAUCUGCCCUGUUUCUGCUGACACUUUUGAUGACUACUUCGAAGAAAGAGUCCCUCAACUCCGCUACAUCCGUCUUGACGGGAACGAAAUCAAGCCUCCGAUUCCCCGAGAUCUGAUGAUCUGCUUCCGUCGUCUCAGUGCUGUAGUCAUCUAAAGUCAGGAUUAGCCAGCUUUCAGUGAAUUGACCAGAAAUGCUAUUCUAAAACAUGUUCUAUCCUCGUGAUCUUGCAUUUGUACACAUCAGACAGAAGAGGUUUAGAGUCUGUUUUUGCUGUUACUUUACUGUGCUUUAAGUUGAUUUAGAUCACACUUGAGUAAACAUGGUACAAGGGGAAUAGCAUUGUCAGUAAGGUUGUUGGUAUGCAUCAGCUUCUGAGGGUAAUGAAUUGGAUAUUUAUUUCCUCAGUUCAACAAUGUAUUUUGAUUUCAGCUGAUCUCUUUUCCCCAACAAUCUGUACUGCAUAGUGAUUCUUUUUAAUUCUAUAGUUAUAAGACCUAUAAUCAUGAUUUAGUUAAUGGACAGUCACUAAAUUGCUGUGACAUGAGUAGUUUGAGAACUGACAUUGCAGUAGGUCAGCAAUUUAACCUAUAGAGGAAAUGUUCAAUAUCGUUUUACUCAUUUGCAUUAUUUCUCUUUUUUUUGAAGGGGGUGUGGCUCUUAGGGGUGACAUUAUAUUUAAUUAAAAUUGUAUUAAUGUUAUCAGAUAUUAGUUCAAAUACUAUUGUAUUAAUCACACAAAGGAAGUCUAUGUGGGUUUGGGAAUACUGUAGACAAAACUAGUUGCAA
Messenger RNA from Hemibagrus wyckioides, 2023 nucleotides. It is a transcript of the gene kera, whose product is annotated as keratocan. The record is from RefSeq and is a predicted model, not a curated record. Bases 359 to 1390 code for a protein of 343 amino acids. Lineage: Eukaryota; Metazoa; Chordata; Actinopteri; Siluriformes; Bagridae. The transcript has 4 exons. Gene Ontology annotation, molecular function: protein binding.